Cataglyphis hispanica is the source of this 1730-nucleotide messenger RNA. RefSeq names its product ribonuclease P protein subunit p40-like. The record is from RefSeq and is a predicted model, not a curated record. The coding region runs from base 512 to 1591 and encodes 359 amino acids. Gene Ontology annotation, molecular function: ribonuclease MRP activity; ribonuclease P activity. The transcript has 7 exons. Gene Ontology annotation, cellular component: ribonuclease MRP complex; multimeric ribonuclease P complex. Gene Ontology annotation, biological process: endonucleolytic cleavage in ITS1 to separate SSU-rRNA from 5.8S rRNA and LSU-rRNA from tricistronic rRNA transcript (SSU-rRNA, 5.8S rRNA, LSU-rRNA); tRNA 3'-end processing; tRNA 5'-leader removal. Lineage: Eukaryota; Metazoa; Arthropoda; Insecta; Hymenoptera; Formicidae.
UCUGUGUAUAUACAUGUAUUAGAGUGAAGUUCAAUCAUUGAACGAAUCAACUGAUCCACAGUCCAUAAGCAGAUUUAUAAGCUGAUUAAUAUAAGUUGCUUUCCAAUAUAAUUUGCACUCAAGUGAUACUGAGUCACUCAGUUAUGUGAGUAUUUUACAUUCAGAUAAAAUGUCAAUUGUUCAAUGAGUAAAAGGAAUGUGCAAGUGAUAUUGCAGGUUCAUAACCUUACUUUUGUAUGUGAGUCUAUUAGACUCGCUAAAGUACACGGUCUCAAUCGUGUGCAAGAAACUCAGUUGAAUUUCACUUUCUCAGCAUCAAAAGGAACGUGCAUUCAACUGUGUUAUGACGUCAUAAGUGAGAAUUAUCUGAGUUUUGAUGUAAAUAGAAAGCAAUUAUAAUGCAGAAAUAUCUAACAUAAUUAAUAUAUUCGACUCGGAAAUGCAGAGCCCGAAAAUGAAGGAUUUAUAUAGAAGAAGAAAAACGUUAUUAUAAAAUUAACAUUGUAUCGAUAUGCUUUGCCCAGAGACAUAUGAUUUCAAACCACCGCGACACUAUGUAUCGGUGGAUAACAGAGAUUUUACAAAAACAGACAUACCUUCAGUGAUGGACACUCAUUAUUUCAAUCAUUCGAUAUCUAUAGUGCUUCCCGACACCGUUACCGUUCCUAGCACUCUAUGGGAUUGUUUAUCCGAGGACACAGAUUAUUAUCGGAUAAAUGCGUUGUGUGCCUAUGAUCUUUUAAAUGCAGAAUUUAUUGAAGCUUUUAUUAAGAAGGGAGAGGUCAGCCUUCUGACGAUAGAAAAUAAAAUAGAUUUGCAAAAUUCUAUUUGUGUAACUCCAACUGGAUACUUGCUACUUUCUUUAGUAACUGAAGACUAUCAAGCGCUUGGUUUAGAAGGGAAACCAUCUUUCUUUGAUCGUAAACCUCAUACACGUUAUGUAGUAACAAUUAAUCUGAAAAAUGAAAAUUUUGUUCCUGGUAAGAAGAAUUAUGAAAGAACUCGAAUAGCAUUGAAGCGACUCAAACAGAGUUUUGAUGUUGUAGUAUUGUGGGAUCCACCAAGGACUGAUCUAUGCCCAUCGUCGAUAGCGGCAUGGUUUUAUGCAUGCAAUUAUGAUGUUUAUCUCUGUCAUCAGACAUGUUUUCAAAGGGCUAAAUAUUCAACGACAAUACCCAUUCUUCAAGAAGGAUGCGACUUGGAUAAGUUUUUUGAAUGGCUUGGAUUCUUUAGCAUUGGUGGUGAUCUAUUUAAUAGAGAAAUGGAUAACUAUGUAAACACAUAUGAGUGUCCUCCUCUUUCUAUAGAUAUUGGACAAGUGCAACAUUUACAAUGGACAGGAUUUUUUACACGAAAAAAGUUACACGAGAUCUAUAAUGUAUUGAAAGAAUAUGUAUUAUCACGAAAGACUUUACCAUGGGUUAGUUUAGACAUACAAGGAUUUGCAGACAGCCCUAUCAGUUGGGAUUUAAAAGAGCAUAUGUUUUUCACUGAUGGAGACAAUAGUUACACUAUUAUAUUUCGACCUACAGGUGAAUCCAUUGUACGAAAAAGUCUCAGCUCUAAUAAUAAACCCAGAAUAAGUCAGUAGAUUUUAAAUAAUUAUUUAAAUUUAUAUUUGAUAAUUGUAAUAAGAAUAGAGAACAUUAUGAAUUAUGAGGAGAUUUUUUUUUUUAAAUAAAUUGCUAAUUGACAAAAUUCGAAAUUUGUAUUGUAAUUUAUUUUAUCAC